Molecule: messenger RNA, 330 nt
Organism: Dissoconium aciculare CBS 342.82
Lineage: Eukaryota; Fungi; Ascomycota; Dothideomycetes; Mycosphaerellales; Dissoconiaceae
Exons: 1
Coding region: 1-330 (109 amino acids)
Source: RefSeq, a predicted model, not a curated record
AUGCAGAUCAACGCCAUGCUUCUCGCCUUCAUCGGCACCUUUGCCCUGACCAACGCCGUGGUCGUCGAGAUGUUCGCCGACGAGGGCUGCGGGCAGUCUGUGGGGACUCGCAACGUCUACGACAACACCUGCGCCCCGACCCAGGGCUUCCAGUCUUUCCGCGUCAUCUCCAACGGCGGCGGCAACCAGUUCGUCCGCUCGUACAGCCCCAACAACUGCGCCGGUCCUCAGACCCAGUGCAUCCCCGCCAGCGGCGUGUACAACUGCAUCCGUGCCAUCAACGGCGCCGGAGGCAGCAACGCUUUCGGAUCCAGCACCAUCGGCUGUUAG